This is a messenger RNA of Orbicella faveolata, 4348 nucleotides long. RefSeq lists its product as uncharacterized. NCBI's taxonomy places the organism in Eukaryota, Metazoa, Cnidaria, Anthozoa, Scleractinia, Merulinidae. Gene Ontology annotation, cellular component: secretory granule; synapse. The record is from RefSeq and is a predicted model, not a curated record. Gene Ontology annotation, molecular function: protein tyrosine phosphatase activity. Gene Ontology annotation, biological process: protein dephosphorylation; regulation of secretion.
GUUUUUUUCCCUUUAAGCUGAUUCUUCUGCACAUGAGGAGGGAAACAUCCAACUGUCUUUGAACAGAAACGUAACCACAACCCAAGCCAAAAUAGUUGCAGCAGCACUUCAGAAUGCGCUUUGGAACAAUGCACCAACCCCCAUGUUUACUGUGAUGAAAGUUCAUGACUCCAAAGUCAAGUUGAAGAUGGCAAAGACGAAAUACACCCUUGAAGAACCCAAGAAUGUUGCUGAGAGGAUUAAGAAAGAGCCAAGUGUGAAGGGAGAUGUGCAAAGAAACAGUGGUCUGGAGAUCAUGUCUGCUGAUUAUGAAGAUUCGCCAAAACGGGAUGUAAAAGGGCAUCCUCAACGAUCUGUAGAAACUCAACAGCCAAAGUAUUUUCUUAUAACUAUAAUUGUUGUGGGUUGUGUUACUGGAGUGGUGCUGACAGCAGUUGCAAUUUACCUUAUGAUGAGAAGACACAAUGAAGCAAAGAACUUUAAACCUGUCACUCUUCCCGGCCAGGAGGCAGCUGCAGACUAUCAGGAGUUGUGUCGUCAGCUGCGAGCCACCCAAGGCUGGGACAGUGCACCUGUUAAGACCACACCCUUACNAUUUUUCUUUGUCCCACUACUCUGCUUAUUUUUCAAGUCAUACAUGGAGGACCAUCUUAAUAACAAGGAUCGGCUGAACAAGGAGUGGGAGGCGCUGAAGACAUAUGAGGCUGAGCCUAACAGCAGGGAAAUUGGAAAGUUGGAAAAGAAUGCUCGCAAAAACCGUUACAGUGAUGUCUUGCCAUAUGAUCAUAACAGGGUUUUGUUGAAAGAGACUGCAAGUGCUACUGGCUCAGACUACAUCAAUGCAAGCUAUGUGCAAGAAUGUAUUGUAACAUUUGCGGUAUGCUUUUCAUUUCAGAUGGUGUGGGAACAGGGCGUUGUUGUGAUUGUUAACCUAACAAAACUCUCAGAUCUUGGACUGCCUCAAUGUCACAGAUAUUGGCCUGAAGAACAGCAGCCGAUUGUCACAUAUCGCAUUUACGAGGUUCACCUUGUCUCCGAGCAUAUAUGGUGUGAAGACUACUUAGUAAGAAGCUUUUACUUAAAGAAUUUACAGACCAGUGAAACAAGAACGGUCACUCAGUUUCAUUUUCUCACGUGGCCUGAUCUCAAUGUCCCUUCAACUCCUAAACCACUUCUGGAAUUUAGACGGAAAGUAAACAAGUGCUUUAGGGGCCGAGCCUCCCCUGUAGUCGUGCAUUGCAGUGGGGGUGUGGGGAGGACUGGAACCUACAUACUGAUUGACAUGGUGCUCAAUAAAAUGAUGAGAGGUGCCAAAGAAAUUGACAUUGCUGCUACUGUGGAGCAUCUCCGUGACCAGCGACCAUCAAUGGUCAAAACCAAGGCUCAAUUUGAGUUUGCCUUGACAGCCGUUGCGGAGGAAGUGAAUGCAAUCCUCCAAGCACUCGCCAAAUGAUUCUUGCCAACCAAAAAAAAAAAGUAUUUUAUCAGCACUCUAGGGAUUUUAAUUUGGUCACUUGUAAAUGGGCAAAGUGAUUCUUUAAAUUUUGUUGGUAAAUUGGUACUAACGAAAAUUCAUUUAUAUAGUUUUUAUGAAAAUGGUAAAAAAUAUUUUAUUUUUCAAAUAAUGUUCUGUUGAUACCAAAGGGAAAUAUUGCUGUGGAAUAGUUAUUUUGUCAGAUCUAGGAGCUAAGCGAUGGUGUCAUUGUCUCACUUCAAAAUGUUUUUUGCGGAAACAACAAAAUUCACUGUUCCAAACUUCAGACUUUUUGUUUCAACUCACGUGUCUCGCGUGCCUCGCGUGAUUCUCGUGUAAUAUACGUGACCCUUCUAUGACUUGCGUGACGCCUUAACACGAAUGUCACAGACGAUGAGAAAAGUCUUGCCUGGCUCUUAGGUCUGACUAUUUUAGUUCUGUUUCUACUUCGAGACGGAUUUUUCAAAAUAUUUGGUUGUAGAUAGAGUUGGUUUUAGUUCCUGUUGUGUUAGUGUUUACCACUUGAAGGAUUUGGCAUUUAGUUGUAUCGGAAUGGGCCAGUCGUCCAUGUAAAUCACUUAAGAGAUUUUUAUUAUUACGUGCCAGUAAGUUUAGUUAUGAAUUUAAUAAUAACUAUUAGUUUGUGAACAAGUGCCCCUUUGAAAAUCACGCCCAACCGUCUAAGUUUUAAACACCAGUGUUGGGUUGAAAGUUGUAUCAACUCAGGUUGUCAGAGGGAAAGCACUUGUUGAUGUGUUACGGACACAAAAUUUUAUUUACUUGUGAACAGUUUUGUUAAAGUUAAAUUAGUGGUUUUUUAAUGAUCUCUUGCUUGAUAAUGUGGCGUGAUCCUAGAAGACUGUUUCCUAAUAAUUUACUAAUGGUGUUCUGAAAUUCUGCGACUUCACUUUUUUCAACUACUGAUCUCAUUAACUGAAGUAGUUUUUUAGUUGUUUUGAUUUCACGUACCAUUUAGUAAGGUGGUUCUUCUCGACUCAUUACACCGAGACCGCCGAGUGUCUACCACAAUUUUCCAGUGUUUUUCCGUUGUAUAUUGUCGCGAAUAACUCAUAGAAAAGGUGCAUUUGGAUUGACUGAAAGCCAUAUUUCCAUCGCCAUGGAAGGAUCGUUUUCUAUGGGUUGUUUUAUGAAAGGAAUUUAAAACAUUUUUGUCUCCGUUUAGUAGAAUUAUAGAACCUCCUAGCAACAGUUCACUUGUUCUUACUUUUGCAGACUUCGAAUGUGUAAACAAUUAACAAUUUUAGAUUAUGAUUUAUGAGCUCGAGAUGUCUAUCUCCCGAUAGUUUACGAGGGCCCAGCCUGCAGCCCUGGUCGACUAUCACACACAGAAAUCUCGAGCUCAUAAUCUAACUGUUUAAUAUUAUAAAUCUAUUAGUCGUUCAAGUCUUUAUCUAAGUCCUCGUCACAGACACUUCGAAAACGCUAAGAAGCGGCCGUCGUUUUGUUAACAACCGCACAUUGCAAGGCUAUUCGCUAUCUACAUCAGAACUGAUAGAUGGUGAGUAGAGAAGCCAGUGAGAGAACGUUAUUCGUUAUAGAACACCAGUAGAUUUAUACUAAAAUUAUGUAGAAACUCAACGGAUGUUUUUUUUUUGUCUUCAGUAUAAUGACAGCGUCCUUCCAGAAAUAUAACCAAAGGAAUAUAUCUAUAUACAUACUGGUACACACGGUAUUCUAACUGUUGAAACCUUUACAGGUUCAAGUUAAGCCACGUUUCCGUAACAGUAGUUCAGGAAAAAAAUUGAACAACAAAGGACAAUUAUUUUUAUUUAUAUUUUUUUGAAGCAGUUUAGAUCGAUUGUUGGUAAGGUGUGGUUGUGUUUUGUUAACUUUUUCAUCAGCAUCUCGAGAAAGGUUUCUUUAUCGAAGGCCUGUAUCCUUCAAGCAUCUGAAGUCGGUUCUUGAAAGGGUUAAGUGGACAUAACCAGAUGUAAUUAUCAAUAUUGAAAACUGAAUGAAGCUCAGAUAAAAUCCUUUACCUCCUGAGAGCAGAAAGUUAAAAAUAUUCUAAAAAUUCUACCCUGCAAUAUCUUUCAUUUGAAUGGUCACGUACCACGGUUAUAUCCUCAGACACUAGGCUUGUACAUCAUAAUAAACAGUGCCACAUGAAAAUACUGCUCAAUCAUCAUCCGAAGACUUGGUUUGACUCUAGGAGGUACCAAUUUGUUUGGUAUAUUUGAAAUUGUUCUCAGAUAAUUCAUUAUUUAUGUAAACAAUUAACGAUAGGUGUAUAUUGCGUUGUAAAGUAAUCGGAAACGGUGGUUAUGGAAGGAACGUCGGUAGCUGAGAAUCGAAAACGUGAAUAAUUAAUUUAUAGGGGAAUAAUUUCUCGGGUAUGUUACGUUAAAUAACUGUAUUAACGAAACUUAUUGUUUGCAGAGUUAAUUACUGAGUUAUGUAAUAAGGGGUUGUAUCUGUAUGUUAUUAUUCACAUACUGUGAUAUUACAGUACACGUUCGCAUGAAAACUAUACCUAAUACAUAUUUGCUGUGGUCUAAAUUAACUGGCUGGCUAUAUAGCCCCUUAGCGACAUGAGUAAAUUCCUUGUUAAUUUCUGUCCCAGAAUUAAAAAUACUUCACCCAUACUACAAUUAAGGUUUACACCACGGCAAAUUAUUAUUUUUGUUCUACAAGCCCUUGCUUUCUGCACAUGAGGAACAGCCGUGUGUCACUUUGGCUGCAUUUGCCCAUUCUUUUCUCUAAAGCCUCGAACGAGUAGUACUGGGGUUGAGAAUGGCAUUUACUCUGCUGAGCAGUAGAAUACUGGAGUUUGUAGAUCAACUUUAAGUUAAAAAUGUUCUCACGAACAACUUCUCUUCAAGAAUGGACAAAUAAAAUGGUGCAAAACGGGAA